CCUUCCUCUGCUCUGACUUUGACUCGUUCCUUAAAAACUUUUCACACAUAUCGAUAACCUUCGGCCAAACCGCUCCUGUUCCGGACAGAAAUGACAGUUCGUUCUUCGGGAACUCGUCUCCGUGGGCUCCUCUUCUGACAGCUGAUCUCCUUCAGCGAUGCCCCGGCCCCUUCUCUGAUGAGACCAUGAGGACCCACACCCGCGGGGCCCCCACAGUCUUCUUCAUAAGUCUGCUGUGGCCCCUCCUCACUCAGGCGGGGGCCACAUUGGACCCCAGCGGAGGAAUCCCCUUCAUGGGAGGCAACUACGAUGGCCAUCCCAUGCUGUUUUUCAGCCGGGGGGACGUGGAGGAGCUGCAAUACGCUGCCGCUGGGACUCAUCGGGAGAUGGCGAGGCGAAUCCGCGAGGCGGGGGAAACCAUGCUGGAGCACCCAGAGGAGUACCUGCCCCCCUGGAGCCCUGCAGAGUACAGUGCCCGCUGGAACGAGGUGUACGGAAACAACCUGGGGGUGCUGUCCAUGUUCUGCCUGCUGUACCCACACCGGGCGGGGGCUCUGGACCUGGCCAAGGACUACAUGGAGAGGAUGGCAGCUCAGCCUAGUUGGCUGGUCAAAGACGCCCCAUGGGAUGAGGUUCCGCUGGCUCACUCUCUGGUUGGUUUCGCUACUGCUUACGACUUCCUGUACGAGUACUUGAACAAAGGGCAACAGGAGCGUUUCCUUCAGGUGAUCGGCAACGCCUCGCGCCUUAUGUAUGAGAAGUCGUACGUCCGAGGAUGGGGGUUCCAGUAUCUGCACAACCAUCAACCCACCAACUGUGUGGCUCUGCUCACAGGAAGCCUGGUCUACAUGACACAAGGUUACCUCCAGGAGGCCUACCUGUGGACCAAGCAGGUUCUGUCCAUCAUGGAGAAGUCCAUGAUUCUCCUGCAGGAUGUGACAGAUGGUUCCCUGUAUGAAGGCGUGGCUUAUGGGACUUACACCACCAGAUCUCUAUUUCAGUACCUGUUCCUGGUGCAGCGUCACUUCGCCAUCAGCCACUUUGACCACCCCUGGCUCCUCAAACACUUUGCCUUCCUCUACAGAACCAUCCUGCCCGGUUUUCAGAGGACUAUAGCCAUUGCAGAUUCCAACUACAACUGGUUCUAUGGACCAGAGAGCCAGCUGGUCUUUCUGGACCGAUAUGUGCUGCGUAAUGGCAGUGGAAACUGGCUGGCAGAUCUGAUUCACCAAAACAGGGUGACUGAAGGUCCAGGGCAGGCCAGUAAAGGCCAGCGAUGGUGCACGCUUCACACCGAGUUCAUCUGGUAUGACCCAGGGCUGAUCUCCAAGCCUCCUUCAGAUUUUGGAACAACCCAACUCCAUUACUUUGAGGACUGGGGUGUGGUGACCUAUGGCAGCGCUUUACCUGCAGACACCAACCACACCUUCCUCUCCUUCAAGUCUGGGAAGCUUGGAGGUCGUGCCAUAUUCGACAUUGUCCACAAAAACAAGUACAAAGAGUGGAUCAAAGGGUGGAGGAACUUUAACGCUGGACAUGAGCACCCUGAUCAGAACACUUUCACCUUUGCACCCAACGGUGUCCCGUUUAUUACAGAGGCACUAUAUGGACCCAAAUACACUUUGCUGAACAAUGCGGUCUUGUUUGGCUCUGCUGUCUCAGGGAGUUGCUUUAAGCCAUGGGCUGGCCAAGUUACAGAAGCCUGCGACUCCAAAUGGUUGAAGUACAAGGUGGGGUUGGCGGCUGAUGCCCAGGGCAGAGUGGAAGCUGUGAUGGAGAGGCACGGAAUGGUGUUCAUCCGUGGGGAGGGAAGCUCUGCUUAUAAUCCAGAAUUAAAAGUCAGGAGCUUCCAGAGGAACCUGAUCCUCCUGCAUCCUCAGCUCCUGCUCCUUGUGGACCACAUUUACCUGGAUCCAGACAGUCCAACCAGAGCCAUGAGCGCCUUCUUUCACAACACAGAGCUGCCGUUCCAGGACACAAAGAUAGAUGGUGUUCAUGGGGCGUUUGUAACUCACGGUGAGGAAAAGUACAAGAUGUUCUGGAUGGACGACACGGGCUACAGUAACAAAGGGGUUGUUGGGUACUGGAAUUACCCUCGAGGGUACCCUUAUAAUGGUUCUAACUAUGUGAAUGUCACAAUGCCAUUGCGAUACCCUCACACCAGGGUGGCCUACAUUUUCUUUGGACCAGAGGUGGACGUUCAGAGCUUCAGCCUUCGUGGCGAUGACCAGAGAGUGGAUAUUUACUUGGCCACCAAGGACCACACUUACACCAUCUACCUACUGACUGGAGAGGUCACCAGCAAGCCUCUGUUUGCCAUGGUGCUGCUGGACCGCAAGAAGAUCGUAUUUGAGAAAUCGGCAGCCGUGAUGGACAGCUCACCUGAAGAAGUAGAGGAAUAUGUCAACGUGAUGGAAGACAACCUCCAACACGUCAAGCCCGUCUUCCAGCAGAUGGAGCGACACAUCCUGGGACGGGUCCUGAACAGUGCUAGCUUCCGCAAGACUGCGGAGCGCCUCCUCCAGUUCUCGGACAAGAAGAAGACAGAGGAGGCCAUUGAGAAGAUGUUCGCCAUGUCCAAGAAACAGGGCAAGGGCAAAGCGGGAAAGAGAGUGAACCUCGGGGAGAAGCUCUCAGAGACUCUACCUGACAUUUUUGCACAGAUUGAGUUGAGUGAGACGAAGGAGAGGCAAAGGACGUCGAAGCGUGUAUACGACGACAGUCCAGAGGAGGAAGACGCAGACUCUCGAGCUUUUAUAGAUUAUGCAGACGGACGCAAAAACAGAAAGGGGGGUGUUGUCAAGGGACGCAAAUUUAAGGAAGUUCAUAUGGUGGCGACGGCGGGGGCUGAGGGUCUGUCCAGCACAGCCUCCUACAUCCGACUGUUCCUCCUCAUGAACACCGCCACUUUCUUUUUGCUGCUGGCUGUGUUACUGACUCGCUUUCAGAGGGGGCGGAGCUUGCACACACAGAGGUGUUUCUACACCAUCCUCCUGAUCGACAGUUUCAUCUUACUGUACCUGUACUCGUCCUGCUCACACACACAGUGUUAGCGUCAAUGGAGUGGAGUCGAGGACGGUCGUCCAGUAACAGACUGUAGCUGUUGUUCACGAUGGACAAAAAGCAAAAAUCCACCCACACUUCAGUCUGAGCCAGAUCCUACAAAGCAGCAUUAGGGCCACUGUCAGGAAAAAAAGAGUUUUGUUUCAAGAUUUUCAGAAAGUGUUAAAACAAUAAAGUUAUUUUUGGGAAUAAAACAGUUGACAUUUUAACUGAAAAUUUUUAGAAAGAAAUUUAGUCAGAAUUUUUUUAAAUUUCUGAGAAAGACGCCAUUUCUAAAACAACUGAAUAUGACAUACAAUGUCAUGAUAAUAUUUAUGCUUUUUCAGACUAUAUUUAAGAACAAAUUUUCCCCUAAAUAUUCUGACACGAAGUGACUCACCAUGCACAAAUUGGUUUUGCAUAUUUAAGGCCCAUUUAUGUUCACUUUAGGUAGAUGUUUAAAAAAAGUCUUUUAUACUUCCACUAGCGCGUUGACCCAUGGGAUCCACAGGUUGUAGGUGUGGUAGUUUUUAUGCUGUUGUGUAUUCGUGCAUGCUGUACCGCAUUUGUCCAGCAGUCACCGCCAAAGUGUUCUGGGUAUAGCAACGGGAUUGUAAGGCUAUUGUAUUACAAAAUUACUAAUAUUUUCCAAAACAUUGAUCCUAUUAACUUGCCGUUUUCACUAGUCUCAUCCUCAACCAAAAAUACAUAAGUAUGUAAACCUGCAUCAGUCAGCUCUUUCCGGAUUUUGUGUGAAUCCCUGGACACACACGCACACAGAGGCCACUUGGCUUUUAUAAUAUAGAUUAUGUUUGAAUGAGCAUUUGGCACCAAUCCACCAGAGGGCACCACUCUGAAUUAACAUAUUGGCCAAAAAGAAGUGUAGAGUUUUUAGAGAAGGGGAAGAAAGUUAAUUACACAAUUACAAAUAUGGCAAUGGCAGAGGAGG
Messenger RNA from Sphaeramia orbicularis (orbiculate cardinalfish), 3991 nucleotides. RefSeq names its product dermatan sulfate epimerase (gene dse). Gene Ontology annotation, molecular function: chondroitin-glucuronate 5-epimerase activity. The record is from RefSeq and is a predicted model, not a curated record. Bases 186 to 3053 code for a protein of 955 amino acids. NCBI's taxonomy places the organism in Eukaryota, Metazoa, Chordata, Actinopteri, Kurtiformes, Apogonidae. The transcript is spliced from 6 exons.